AUGGCCCUUCCCCCCAUAGCAAAAGCAACCCUCCAAUCCGCCCUCAUCAAUGCCGGCUCAAACGUCCUAGCUCAGGGAAUCAAAGCCUACAGAGCCGAGGUGCCCUUCACCCUAGACAUUCAGACAUUAUAUCAAUUCACCACGUGCGCGUUUAUCCUCUCGCCCGUGACAUUUCUAUGGCUGGAGGGUCUUGAGGCAUCGUUUCCGGGGGAGGAAACCGUCCCCAAGGGAAACGAAAAAGAAAAGAGACCAACAAAACUAAACAUCCCCAACACAAUUGCCAAAAUCCUAAUCGACCAGAUCCUCGGCGGUGCCCUAAACACAGCUCUCUACAUAGUCACCCUCGGCACGCUCCGCGGCCAAGACUACGAUGUUAUACAGACACAGCUCCAGAAUGACUUCUGGCCCAUCAUGAUCGCGGGGUUCAAGUUGUGGCCGCUAGUCUCGAUCCUGAACUUUACCGUUGUCCCCGCUGAUAAGCGGUUGUUGGUUGGGAGUUUGUUUGGGGUGAUUUGGGCGGUUUAUUUGAGUCUUUUGUCGGGGUGA
Aspergillus chevalieri is the source of this 546-nucleotide messenger RNA. Its product is annotated as Mpv17/PMP22 family protein. Lineage: Eukaryota; Fungi; Ascomycota; Eurotiomycetes; Eurotiales; Aspergillaceae. The record is from RefSeq and is a predicted model, not a curated record. Gene Ontology annotation, cellular component: membrane; cytoplasm. The transcript has 3 exons. Bases 1 to 546 code for a protein of 181 amino acids.